Scatophagus argus is the source of this 1859-nucleotide messenger RNA. RefSeq names its product ATPase H+ transporting accessory protein 2 (gene atp6ap2). Gene Ontology annotation, cellular component: external side of plasma membrane; membrane. The record is from RefSeq and is a predicted model, not a curated record. Gene Ontology annotation, molecular function: signaling receptor activity. Gene Ontology annotation, biological process: positive regulation of Wnt signaling pathway. The transcript has 9 exons. Lineage: Eukaryota; Metazoa; Chordata; Actinopteri; Scatophagidae. Bases 80 to 1168 code for a protein of 362 amino acids.
CGGUCAGAAUUUGUCCCGUCGUUCAUUGCAGUACUGUGACGUCAGGUCAGCUGAUCUCUGUGGUCUGCCAAGGAGAAAGAUGUCGCUGACAAACUGUGGAAGGAUGGAGGCUGUUUUCUCGGCUGCGAUUGUCUUCUGUUUCCUUGUCUCAGGAGGUGUACAUGGAGACAGCUUAACAGUGCUGCAGGCUCCAGAGUUUGUGUCCUUCCAGAAAGGAGACUGGCCUGUUUCUGGAGAGAAGAUCCCUGACCUGGUGGCUGUAACAAUGGGCUUCUCUGUUCAAGAGGAUCUGUCCUGGCCAGGUCUGCAAGCUGGUCCGUUGUUCCAGCGUCCCCGGGCAAACGUACUGGUGGUGGUGAGAGGGGUCGAUAGCCUGGCCCUGCCUCAGAGUGUGGCCUCUUACCCUUUGGAGAAUCCAGUACCCUUCACCCUGGACAGUGUUGCAGAGACAGUCCACUCUCUGUUUGCUGAGGACACGCCUGUAGUGCUGCAGCUGGCCCCCAGUGAGGAGAGGUUGUAUAUGCUGGGAAAGGCCAAUGCUGUGUUUGAAGACCUACCAGUCACCUUGCAGCAGAUUCGUGCCCGUCUGUCCCAGGAUGGCUCUGUGCUGGCUUCACUGCCGCUCAACUCCCUCAGCAGAAAUGCAGAGGCUGAUUUGCUCUUCCUGUCUGAGGUACAAGUACUGCAUGAUAUCACAGCUCUGCUGCAGAGACACAGACAUUUGGCAAAAGACCACUCUCCUGACAUGUACUCCUUGGAGCUGUCUGGCCUGGAGGAGCUCAGCAGGCUCUAUGGCAAGGAUUCUCCCCAGUACCGCGAUGCCACUGCCAUUCUUGCCUCUGUCCUGCAGAAAUUUGGAGAGGAUGUGUAUGGUCUCUAUGGCAACAGUGCUGUGGUAGAAGUUGUUACAGUUAAGACCUUUGAGGCUCCUUUGACCAGGAAGUCCCGUUCAAUCCUGGAAUCCAAACAGAUUAGUAAUCCUGGCAGUCCUUACAACCUGGCCUACAAGUACAACUUUCAGUAUGCUGUGGUCUUUAACAUUGUGCUGUGGCUGAUGAUCGCUCUGGCCCUUGCGGUCAUCGCCAUCGCUUACAACCUGUGGAACAUGGACCCAGGAUAUGACAGCAUCAUCUACAGGAUGACCAAUCAGAAGAUCAGGAUGGACUAAGUCCUGACCAUGGGCACUGCUGUCCUCUUAGAUCCCUCUAGUGAAUAUUUGUGUUUUGUGAGAGAUCUUGUUUAGUGGAAAAAAAUCGUAUGAAUGGAGGAAGGGCAAAAUGCUGAAUCACCUCUUUGUUUACAACACUAGUAUGAUAUCAGACAAAAAAAUCAACAUAAGAGUAGUGGUUGUUAAAGGUUCUUGCCUACACAAAGCCGUUUAAUAUCUUACUCCGCUGUUGUAUGCACUGAACUAAUUCAGGCUUCCUCCUUUCAAUCUCACAUCAUCAUUCCUUAUGACUUUAACUCCUCACUAACUGUUUCUUUUGUUCCCAUUGUGAUUGCAAUUGUAUUUUUUGUAUUGUAAAAAAACCCAAUUGUUGUUAUGGAAGAAUGAGAUUUGUCUGGUUUCUGUGUGAAGUUGUGCUUGUCUCACUGUGUGAAACUGUUUUAAGUUAAAUGAAAUCUAUGUGUAUAUAUUGAAUAUACAAAUGUAUGAGAAACUGCUGUACCCUUAUUGUGAAAAUAUUUGCAGUGUUUAUUCAGGGUGGGUUUCAUCCAGCUUCAAUUGCAAAUGGUAAAUGCAUACUGGAUUACACAAAUACUUGAUCAUAAUGUUGUUUGUUAGGAUUAAAUAAGGAUAAAUGAAGCUCUGUAAAUUGCAAUAAAAUGCCUGACAAUAAAUUAUUACAUGGAUCACC